This is a messenger RNA of Xylaria bambusicola, 1321 nucleotides long. Its product is annotated as hydrophobin 2. The coding region runs from base 257 to 1237 and encodes 326 amino acids. Gene Ontology annotation, cellular component: extracellular region. The transcript is spliced from 3 exons. NCBI's taxonomy places the organism in Eukaryota, Fungi, Ascomycota, Sordariomycetes, Xylariales, Xylariaceae. The record is from RefSeq and is a predicted model, not a curated record.
UGUCGUUACCUAUUGGACGCCUGCGCAUGGAGUCUUCGAUGGCGACACCAGCGAUGGUGACCUUGAAGAUGGGAAAUAACACUCACGCCCAGAUAUAAAUACCUGACGUUCCACCCAUUCAAUAUCAGGAGUCCCGUCUCACUCCUCAGGCAGAACAGUAGUCUUCCAAGCUUUUAGCUCGCAAGUUCUGGACUUUCAAUCACUCUCAUUCAGCUCAAGAACCACAGAGUGCCAUUCCUUCACCUGAGCAGCCAAAAUGAAGUUCUCCGUUCUUUUGGCUACUGUUCUUGCCACCGCCGUUGCGGCCGGGCCUAUCGAGUUGCUUGACUUGGACUACUACCCGACCUCUAAGUCAACCACAACUCCCAGCUAUCCAACUGGCGGCUAUCCUACCGGAGGCUACCCUACUGGAGGCCAUCCUACUUCUUCUACCACUAAGCCUGGUGGUGGCCACACUUCAUCUACCACCAAGCCCGGCGGCGGUCACACUUCUUCGACGACUAAGGGCCACCCUACCCCCUCGACUACUACUAAGGGUCACCCUACUCCCUCAACAACUACUAAGGGCCAUCCUACUCCAUCAACAACUACUAAGGGUCACCCUACCACGACUACCACCAAGGGCCAUCCUACCCCCUCGACGACUACUAAGGGCCACCCUACAUCGUCAACUACUAAGCCUGGUGGCCCUCCCACAUCGUCAACCACCAAGCCUGGCGGCCCUCCCACAUCGUCAACUACUAAGCCUGGCGGUCCUCCUACAUCCUCAACUACUACCAAGGGUCAUUCUACUUCAUCCACCACUAAGCCCGGAAACCCUACUUCAUCAACGACUAAGUCUAGUGGCAACCCGCCAUCCUCCACGACAACUCCUGGCGGUGGCAACCCGACGACUACAACUACCCCCGGCGGCGGUAACCCAACUACUACCACUCCUGCCCCAACGACCACCACUACUCCCGGUGGUGGCAAUCCUACUACUACUACUACUACGACAUCCAUCUCCUAUCCUACGCCCUACUACGCCUGCCCAGCAGGACUCUACAGCGUCCCGCAGUGUUGCUCCACUGAUGUGCUCGGUGUUGCUGACCUGGACUGCCACUCCCCCAGCAUGGUUCUCACCAGCCCAUCCCAGUUCCAGGCUACCUGCGCCGCCGGUGGCCAGCGUGCCCGUUGCUGCGUCAUCCCCGUGCUCGGCCAAGCAGUUCUCUGCAUCACCCCCCCUGGCGUCCAAUAAAUCAUGGCAGCAACGCUUCUGUUCCCCUCUCCGUAGUACUACUAGAGGCUACCAGAAGAUCGGUAGCAGGCAGGGCAGAAAAGG